GCGGCGGUUCCUCGGUGCAGAGGGGGAAACUCUGUGGGCUCGGAGCAAGAAUAAUGCGGUAGCAAGGCGGGCUGCUUGCUCCUGGCUCUGGCAGCAGCGAAGGUAGCCCCAGCAGCGGCAGCGGCAUCACCUCAGACGCUGACAGCCCCGCCGGCCGGCUACCUCGCUGACUGCCGACUGUCAAUGGAGCUGGAAAACAUAGUGGCCAACACGGUCUUGCUGAAAGCCCGGGAAGGGGGUGGAGGAAAGCGCAAAGGGAAAAGCAAGAAGUGGAAGGAAAUCCUGAAGUUUCCUCACAUCAACCAGUGUGAAGACCUCCGAAGGACCAUAGACAGAGAUUACUACAGUCUAUGUGACAAGCAACCAAUUGGGAGACUGCUUUUUCGACAGUUCUGUGAAACCAGGCCUGGACUGGAGUGCUACAUUCAGUUCCUGGACUUAGUGGCAGAAUAUGAAGUUACUCCAGAUGAAAAACUUGGAGAGAAGGGGAAGGAAAUAAUGACCAAGUACCUUACUCCAAAGAGUUUCUUAUUGAACCUGGAGUUCACCAUUUCAGCUAGAUUGGCUGGCCAACAAGCCCCAAGAUCUUCCUGUUUCUACUUCCUCAGUGCUGGAGUUACCAUCAUAUCCAGAUUUUAUGUGGGUUCCGGGGAUCUGAACUCAGGUCCUGAUGCUUAUGCAGAUGCAUCCCCAGUCUUCAUUGCCCAAGUUGGCCAGGACCUGGUCUCCCAGACAGAGAUGAAGCUCCUGCAGAGGCCCUGCAAAGAACUCUUCUCUGCUUGUGCUCAGUCUGUACAUGACUUCUUGAAGGGAGACCCCUUUCAUGAGUACCUGGAUAGCAUGUAUUUCGACCGUUUUCUGCAGUGGAAAUGGUUAGAAAGACAACCAGUGACCAAAAAUACUUUCCGGCAGUAUCGAGUGCUGGGCAAAGGGGGCUUUGGAGAGGUCUGUGCCUGCCAAGUUCGGGCCACUGGUAAAAUGUAUGCUUGCAAACGCUUAGAGAAGAAGAGGAUCAAAAAAAGGAAAGGAGAGUCAAUGGCACUCAAUGAAAAGCAGAUUCUUGAGAAGGUCAACAGCCAGUUUGUGGUCAACCUGGCUUAUGCCUAUGAGACCAAAGAUGCGCUGUGCCUGGUUCUGACCAUCAUGAAUGGGGGUGAUCUCAAGUUUCAUAUCUACAAUAUGGGGAACCCUGGCUUUGAAGAAGAGCGAGCCUUAUUUUAUGCAGCUGAGAUCCUCUGUGGCCUGGAAGACUUACACCGUGAGAAUACUGUCUAUAGAGAUCUGAAACCCGAAAACAUCCUGCUAGAUGAUUAUGGCCACAUCAGGAUCUCAGACCUGGGACUGGCUGUGAAGAUCCCUGAGGGAGACCUUAUCCGUGGCCGGGUAGGCACUGUUGGCUACAUGGCCCCAGAGGUCCUGAACAACCAGCGAUAUGGGCUGAGCCCUGACUACUGGGGCCUGGGCUGCCUCAUCUAUGAGAUGAUUGAGGGCCAGUCACCAUUUCGAGGCCGCAAGGAGAAAGUCAAGCGGGAAGAGGUGGAUCGCCGGGUGCUGGAGACUGAGGAGGUGUACUCCCCCAAGUUCUCCGAAGAGGCCAAGUCCAUCUGCAGCAUGCUGCUCAUCAAAGACUCGAAGCAGAGGCUGGGCUGCCAGGAGGAGGGGGCUGCCGAAGUCAAGAGGCACCCCUUCUUCAGGAACAUGAAUUUUAAGCGCCUGGAGGCUGGGAUGUUGGACCCUCCCUUCGUUCCAGAUCCACGGGCUGUGUACUGCAAGGAUGUGCUAGACAUUGAGCAGUUCUCCACUGUGAAAGGCGUCAACCUGGACCACACAGAUGACGACUUCUACUCCAAGUUCUCCACAGGCUCUGUGCCAAUCCCAUGGCAAAAUGAGAUGAUAGAAACAGAAUGCUUUAAGGAGCUGAAUGUGUUUGGACCCAACGGUACCCUCUCACCGGACCUGAACAGAAGUCAGCUUCCAGAACCACCAAAGAAAGGGCUGUUCCACAGACUCUUCAGGCGUCAGGGCAGGAAGCAUCUUCAGGCUCAUGGGAAGUGCAGACUGAGCUCCACCCCCUGCCAACUUUGUGUGUUUUCUAUAAGAACUUCAUAUUUAGGCUUUCUUAAUUCCAUGGACCUUCCCAGGCACCAGACAAAACCCUCUGCUCAAGGAGCAGGCUGUAGACUCAGGUCUGCUGGGAAGAAUGCAAAAAAGGCAAAGAGAAGCAGCAUCAGAACAAUUCCAAGAGUUCACCCACUCCUAAGACCAGUUGUAAUCACCGUAUUAAUUCAAACCACAUCAAUUCAAACUCCACUGGAAGCAGCUAGUUUCAGCUCUGGUCUAGAAGUCAAAAGUGUAACCAGCUCAGACCCUUCUACUUGGAAGCAGAACUUGUAGCCAAUGGAGCUUCCACUGUGGCUGGGUGGCCAGGAGAGUGCCCCCAGGAACCAGGAUAGGAUACUGUUCACCCCAACAACAAGCCUCCAAGUUUCUCAAAGAAAUUUUCACUCAGGUCUGUUUUCCAAGAUGGCCCCAAGCCGGGGUGGACUGGAAUUGUCAUUGUUGAACAUUGCAAUAGAAACCUAAUGGCAUAUGACAGCUUGCACGGAUUUUAAUAGUAUCCUAACUAGAACUGAAUUUUGUGUUUAUUAUUUUUAAAGGAAAGUUUUGUAAAUUUCUCUAUCGUCUCCGUUUACAUUUUGUAUAUUUGUAUUUAAAUGAAAGUCAGACCUUGAGGGUGUAUAUUUUCUGUGCAGCCACUGUUAAGCCAUGUGUUUUAAUACAUUUUAGAUGUGGGGGGACUUACAAAAAUGUGACUCUAGACUUCCUCAAAAGAGAAAAUGUUUUUAUUAAAUGUAGAAAAUGUUUCACCUUUUACCUUUAAAGACCUGAUUAUAUCUACCUUCAUCCAUCUUUCUAGCCUUUUUUCUCAGUGUAGCUGUCACUCUCCUGUUGACUUGUAACAAUCUGAAUGAAAUGCCAAAAUACUCUUGGUACAUCAUCUCCCCUCCACUCCUGACCUAAACACUCUGGGAGAUAUGACUUCAUUGGUAAGAGUACUUCAAUGGGCAGGUAUUUGACAUUGCAGUUUCACUUGGCCUCCUGCCUUAGGGCAUGCAGCAUGCAGGGCAAGGAAUCUUAUAUCAUUGAGAUAGAGAUCUUGGCUGCUAAAGCCAGUGGUUUUCAAGAGGUUUCUGUUGGGUUCGGGGAUGUCUGUUGUGUAUUACUUUUAGGAGUUUGUACUGAUGGUAAUGACCAGUCAUGAAAACCCAAGUGUUCCCAACCAUGGGACUACGGAGAAAUUGAAUUGGGGUCCAUCCUGAGUGACUGUCUCCAAGCCUGUUUAGACCUUGGCUGGUCAAUAAAGUGGUCACAGAUCAUGACACCUUCAUAUGGCCCCACAUACUUGUUGGCUCAUGUGACGUGAAGAAAGUCAUCUCUCCAGGAAAGUGGGAUGCCUGAGAGGAAUCCCACGUACUAGUGAAGUGCAAGACAAUCUCAUUGUCACUUCCCCAGGAGAGCUGGGCCAGAGGCUUGUUCUGGGCAUCUCAAAGACAGGCACAAGUCAUUCCUAUAAGACUUGGUGGACUCACCUUUACAACUCUAGGAAGUUGCUGCUCAGCCCCUGAAGUCCCAGGAGGUGACAAGGUACAGAUUUGCCCUCACCUUCCUGCCAGGACAGGGUAAGCAGCUAAUCUCACUACUCCCUGGGAGGCUGAGGCUCUGAGUAUGACUCUGCCUCAAAACUGGUUUCAGCCACCACCAAGUACUGGGAUUUCUUGCAAGAUGAACCAGGUGCUACCUGAAUCAGCUCCUGUUAAAAUGCAAACUCCUGGGCCACACUCCAAGCCUACUACUUGGUGAUCUUAUUUUAUAGUACAGAUAGUAUCAAACUCAAAACCCUCCUGCCUCAACCUCUGGAGUUCUAGGAUCACAAGUGCAUACUACCAUGGAGUCUGUGUCUUUACUAAGCUACCCACACCCUUCUGGUACCCUGUUGUGUGAGAACCAUCCCCCUAUGGGUAUGGCCUAAAUGCCAUGUUUUUCUGAGGGACAUGACAACUUUGAGACUUAAGCCUGUCAGCAGGAGAAUCCCAAACAUGUCAGUCUCAUAUCUUUGAUCCCAAGCUCUUCCAGAGUUCACUGCUGGAAAAGAACCUGGACUUUGGGGCUGAUUAUCCUGAAAUCAUUUAAUCAUGAGAAAGAAAACAGCCAGGCUGUUUUCCAUGGAGCAGGAUUAACUUCAAGCCUGGCCCCAAGGCUGCCUCUGAACUUUUCUUGGGGUGAACAUGAAGCAAAUACAAACAACCAUAUCUAGGUUCUAUUGGGGAGCAGGACACUCAGUACUUCCAGGGCAUCAAGCUCUUGCUGACUCUUCUUCCUUGAGGAAAAGAAGAAUUGUCAUCCUCCUGGGCUGGUCUUCAGCCCCAGCACAGACAACCCCUGCCUCCUUCUCACAGGUUUGUUUCUGUUUCACCACCCACAGCCAUUAACCCUUGUCUAGUGGGUAACUCUUAGGAAGAAGUUUCUCCUUAGGCCUCGAUGUCAAGGCAAUGUUCAUUUGUAGCAGAGAAUUCCUAGAAAGCUAAAAAGAGAAUGGAAGUCUGGCUACCAUGUAUUCCCAUCAUGAGGUCCUGAAAGGCCUAUGCACAGAAAUGUAACUGAGUGCCUGUGGGGGUUAGGGUAGUCACAUGAUUCAGUCUUUUAGUUUGUUUUGGCCCACUCAUGGUUUUAUAACAAGAGACCAACCAGUGGCUGAAAACUGGUUCUCCUCCCUGACUGACUUUUCCUCCUGCCUUUGUUUCUAUAGCUGCAUUUUAGAUGUUUUGUUUGUUUUGCCGUUUGUUUGUUUGUUUGUUUUGUCUAAUGACACAAGCCCUCUGUCCAUUCACCUCUCCGGGAGUAAGUGUAUGUGGACAGCGAACAGAUGAUACUCUGUUGUGCAUUUGAGCUCUUUGUAGAAGACACUUUCUUCAAGUGUUGUAUUUUUCUCACCAAAUGUUCACUGACUGGAAGUGAGAAGUUUUUCUGCUUUUGUUGUUUGGGAGAUAGGCCUCUGUCCGAAGUGAAUAGUGUGCUCUCUGCUAUUAUCACCCUUUGUGUGUGUGAGACUCUGAAUAUCACUCCAGAAUAUCAAGAAGGCCUAACCCCACCUUCCAGGAAGAUGGUGUCUAGCCUCUGCCCUUUCUUGAGCCUGAACCACAAGGCCCCAGGUUCACUCACCUGCCUAGGGCCUGAGUCUGGCUGAAACCACAGGGCUGGUCUCUGAAAGGUGUUGUUCUUUUGGAGGGGCAGCAAGAGGUUUGCCAUACAAACACAGCCAGGUAGCCUCAAUGGCAAGCAUGCCUCAAAGUUACUGCCCCAUGAUGUUUUUGAUGAGUUCACGUGCAUGGGGACAUGUGCGUGAUGCAUCUUUGCACUAGGAGCACAAGAUUGGAGCCUACCCCUGAGAAAACUAAGGUCAGGAAGUUUUCAUACUUUUCCAAGGAACUUAGACCCACUAUUGAAAUCCAUCAUUUUCUUCUGGACAAUGAACUUUCUUGAAAGGCUGGCUCUACUUUCCAGAAAAUUCACUGAGCUAUUAACCUCAACAUAGAGCAGGUAAUGCAGCCUCCUGGACCUUGGCAUUCUAAGACUUCACAAAGGGAAUGGUGGCCCCUUCUUGGACAACUAGAGGUCCCAAGAGAGGAAGAGAAAAGGCUGAUCCAAACAACACUGGGCUCUUCUCUUGGGAUACUGUGUGCUUGCUUUUCUGGCUGUAUUCUUAUCCCCUUCCAAGUGUCUCCCAUCUUCAUAACCCAAUAUCCUGAGAUAAGACCUUCUAACUUCUUGGAUUUUGCUAUGGAAAGGUGGUAUAAAGUAUCUUCUUCCACCUUCUGUACCUGUUUGUACAACCAGCCACUCGGCUAUUGAAGCUGACAGGUAUGUAGGCCAGAUCCCAUAUAGGCACAUGAGUUGCCUCCUCUGAUCCAAACUGAAGUCUUGACUCAGGACAAUGAUUUAACAUGUGACAAGCUAGCUCACCCUAGGAAAGAAAUAUCCUUCACCCCAAAAUAAGAUGCUGGGCAUUUUUCCAGUUUAUUGAUACAUCAUUCCAUAAUAGAUUGCAAGUAAAUGUUCUCCAUUGGAAGGGCAUUGUGGUUACUGGCAUUAUUAUAAUUCUAUUAUCCAAAGUUUCCUUUUUUUUUUUUCAGGGAGAUUUUAGCAGUAAUGAAUGAACAUGGUUCCAUCUUGGAGGUUAUUGUCAAUGAUAACAGCUUCUGUUGUGCUGCUCUGAACCUCUUGUGUUCUGUUCACUGUGUCACAGUGCCACUAUAUCUAGCCACGACCACUGUUGUUUCAUAAAGAGAAAUAAAUUCCU
Messenger RNA from Psammomys obesus (fat sand rat), 6358 nucleotides. It is a transcript of the gene Grk5, whose product is annotated as G protein-coupled receptor kinase 5. The record is from RefSeq and is a predicted model, not a curated record. The transcript is spliced from 19 exons. The coding region runs from base 184 to 2394 and encodes 736 amino acids. Gene Ontology annotation, cellular component: cytoplasm. Gene Ontology annotation, biological process: signal transduction; protein phosphorylation; regulation of signal transduction. NCBI's taxonomy places the organism in Eukaryota, Metazoa, Chordata, Mammalia, Rodentia, Muridae. Gene Ontology annotation, molecular function: G protein-coupled receptor kinase activity; ATP binding.